Messenger RNA from Letharia columbiana, 1869 nucleotides. RefSeq lists its product as uncharacterized. The transcript has 2 exons. Bases 1 to 1869 code for a protein of 622 amino acids. Lineage: Eukaryota; Fungi; Ascomycota; Lecanoromycetes; Lecanorales; Parmeliaceae. The record is from RefSeq and is a predicted model, not a curated record.
AUGUGCAGAAACAGCCUGAACAGCGUGCUCUAUGAACUAUGGACCGUAGACCCGGUACUUUGUGAUUGUAUUGUCGACAUUCGAGGGGGUUCAAGCAGUGCAUAUACCUUGCUUUCUGACAACGCGCUUGCCAGCCGGAGACGAGCAGACAACAUGUCAGAAAUCGAGAAAAGAGAUCAAGAGCCUUCAUCCCCGUUCGCCGACUUGCACGAUGUCGAUUCAGCCAACGGCUCCACCACUCAGGGUUCUCCGGCAGAGUCUAUCGCCUCUGUCUACACCGCAAGAGAAGAUUUCUUCCGGCUAGAAGACCUCACCCUUGAAAAAGCCACCAACUUAGGGUACCCAACCGAGCAAACUUUUGAACAACCGUUUGAUUCGAGCAGUUCGUCUGAAGACUUGGAAAGAGGCGCCGUUGCCCCGAUCCUGGUCCAGCAACAACUUGGAGCACACGACUAUGAGAAGCCAGGUGCAUUGGCUGUGAUGAGGAAGGGUUCAGACCCAGCAGCAUCAUACAAGAUUUCUCAUCCUCCGGAUGAAUUACCAAACUUGCCACAUAAGCGUGAUCGCAAGAUACUGAGAGGCUUGCGCUAUAACCUUCUGGCAGUGUAUCAGCGACUCUUCUCCGUUGUCUUCAUAGGCAACAUGAUCGCCUUCAUUGUCGAAGUAGUGCUACACAGGCACUCACACCCGUUCGGCCCACCUCUGAGUAACCUAGCAACCGCUGUUGCAGCCAACGUCAUGGGCGCGAUCUUGAUCAGGCAGGAGUACGUCAUCAACUCUCUGUACAACAUCUUCUGUUGGACCCCUCUCUGGAUGCCAUUAUGGUUUCGCCGCGUGGUUUCAAAGCUGUACCACUUUGGGGGCGUGCAUAGUGGUUGCGCCGUCUCUGCAACCGCAUGGUUCAUCUUAUAUUCGGCACUAGUCACCAAAAGGUAUGUCGACGGAGACUUCAACGAGCCCGCGGUCAUCGCCAUCACCUACAUCUUACUGGCGCUGUUCCUUGCACUUUGCGUCUUUGCAAUACCGAAGCUCCGAAUAUUUUCGCACAAUACGUUCGAAGCCGUGCACCGUUUCGGGGGCUGGACUGCUGUUGCAUUAUUUUGGGUCGAGAUCCUUCUUGUAUUGCACGCGGAGUCAAACAUUCCUGGAACAGAUUCUUUCGGAUCAUUGGUGGUCCAAGCUCCAGCAUUCUGGUUCCUGCUCGUCGUGACCUUUUUCAUCAUACUGCCGUGGAUACGGCUUCGAAAAGUCGAAGCCUUUCCAGAGGUCCUGUCUAAACAUGCGGUCCGCAUUCACUUCAAAUACUCCUACGAGAACAUUGGCAAUGUUAUUGGGUUACGGAUCACUCACAAUCCGAUGAAAGAAUGGCAUGCCUUUGCAACAAUUCCGGAUGCUGAUGGCUCAUCGUUUUCCCUCAUCGUAUCUGAUAAUGGGGAUUGGACGAAGAAGCAGAUCAUGGAGCCGGCACAUUCUUACUGGAUUCGUGGUAUUCCAGUUACCGGGGUCCUCCGCAUGGCUACCGUGUUCAGGCGGAUCGUGCUCGUGGCAACGGGCUCAGGCAUCGGCCCAUGCCUGUCUUUUCUAACCUCCCACCCGAUACCCUGCCGCUUGUUGUGGUCUACCCCUAACCCGGUUCAGACAUACGGGGAGAAUGUCAUGCGUGCAGUCGCAAAAGCGGAUCCUGAGGCCAUGAUCAUUGAUACACGGGCUACCGGACGCCCAGAUGUGGUAGCAUUGACUUAUCAUCUCUACCUGGAGACAAAGGCUGAAAGUGUUUUUGUUAUCUCGAAUCCUUAUCUGACGUCAAAGCUCGUCUAUGGCUUGGAAAGCAGAGGUAUACCUGCUUACGGACCAAUCUGGGAUUCGUAA